AUGACCCAGCAGCUUCCCCCCGAGGUUCUGAACCUCAUCGAUUCUGCACUCACUGAAGACCAAGCGUUCAACGAUCCAACCACCCAAACCCUCAUUCCCGGCCACGUAGUCGGUAGCGGCGUCCUCCGCGCCAAGGCCAUCGGAGUACUGGCCGGCGGGCAGGUCGCCGCCGCCGUCUUCCACCGCAUCGACCCACAGCUGGACAUAGAGUUCCUGCUGGAUGACGGCGCCGCCCUGGAUCCCGGACAGGAUAUCGCCACCGUUUACGGCCCGGCCGCUUCCAUCCUGCGCGCCGAACGCACCGCCCUCAACUUCAUCCAGCGGAUGAGCGGCAUCGCAACCGCCACCAACCAUUACGUAAACGCCGUGGUUGGCACCAACGCCCGCAUCGUCGACACCCGCAAAACCGCCCCCGGCCAUCGCUAUCUCGACAAGUACAGCGUCCGCAUGGGUGGCGGAUACAACCAUCGCCUCAAUCUGGCCGAUGGAAUCCUCAUCAAAGACAACCACCUGGCGGCCCGCGCAUCGUUGGAGGAACCGCUUGGCGACGUGGUUCGCCGGGCCAUAUCCCUGGCGUCCCAUACCAUCCGCGUCGAAGUUGAGGUCGAGUCCCUGGAACAGGUGCAUGAAGCGGUGGCAGCCGGCGCACAUAUCAUCAUGCUCGACAACAUGCCCGUCACCAUGAUGCAGGAAGCCGUUGGCAUCAUCGCCGGCCGCGCAUCCAUUGAAGCAUCCGGCGGUAUCACCCUGGAAACCGUGCGCGAAGUCGCCGAAACGGGCGUCGACCUCAUCAGCAUCGGCGGCCUCACCCAUUCCCCCGACGCCCUCGACAUUUCCCUCGAUCUCGAAUUCCCGCAAUAG
This is a messenger RNA of Geodia barretti, 861 nucleotides long. NCBI's taxonomy places the organism in Eukaryota, Metazoa, Porifera, Demospongiae, Tetractinellida, Geodiidae. The record is from the annotation of a GenBank genome assembly.